Centruroides sculpturatus (bark scorpion) is the source of this 1998-nucleotide messenger RNA. Its product is annotated as hepatoma-derived growth factor-related protein 2-like. The transcript has 14 exons. Gene Ontology annotation, cellular component: nucleus. The coding region runs from base 135 to 1865 and encodes 576 amino acids. NCBI's taxonomy places the organism in Eukaryota, Metazoa, Arthropoda, Arachnida, Scorpiones, Buthidae. The record is from RefSeq and is a predicted model, not a curated record. Gene Ontology annotation, biological process: regulation of transcription by RNA polymerase II. Gene Ontology annotation, molecular function: double-stranded DNA binding; transcription coregulator activity.
UUGUGAACGAGAUUAUAUUUACAAAUGGCGUCAGUUCGUACGGGAAAUAAGAAUUGUGUUUGUUUUUAGAGUGUGGAUGUUUAUUUCGUUUAAUCGCAUUACAAACGUUUGCUUCUUACGAUAAGUCAAAAAGAAUGAGCAAUAAGAGUUAUAAAGCCGGGGAUUUAGUUUUCGCUAAAGUUCGUGGAUAUCCACCAUGGCCAGCAAGGAUUGAAGAAGAACCACCACCUGGUAAAAAAGUUCCAGCUAAUAAAUUUCCAAUUCUUUUCUUUGGAACUUAUGAGACAGCUUUUUUAGCGACAAAAGACUUAUUUCCUUAUGAACAAAACAAAGAAAAAUUUGGAAAACCACAAAAGAGAAAAUUUUUUAAUGAUGGAUUAUGGGAAAUAGAAAAUAAUCCUACUGCAAAAGCACCUAAUCAAGCUAUAACAUCUACACAUGAUCAAGAAGAAGAGGAACCAGAGGAUAAUAGCAAUGAAAAGAGCGAUGAUGAAGAAUCAAAACUGAUUAUAGAUGAAACUCCAAAAAAAAAAACUGAGCAUCCUAAUCGGAAAAGAAAACUUUCUGAACAUAAAGAAAACAAGACAAAGAAAAUAAAAUUAGAUGAUUCCACCCAGAAAUCCAGUGAAGAAAAAGAAACAACAGAGAAAAAGAUAAAAGUAAAACGAGAGAAACGUAACAAACAACCCAAACCUGAACCAGAACGAAGCCGAAGCGGUCGGAUGAUUAAAAGGAAGAGAUUUAGUUCUGAAAGUGAAUCAGAAGAAGAGGAGGAGGAGGAGGAAGAAAAAAUACCCGAAGAAGAACCAAAAACGCCAACACCAAAAAUAAAUAAUUCAGAAGAACCUUCUGUAUUAUCUUCACCAGUUGAAGAAAAUAAAGAGGAAGAAGCAAAACAAAAGAAAGCAAAAGAAGAAAAAUCUCACAAAGAAGAGAAAUCUAAAUCCAUAUCAAAAAAACAGUUUAAAAAAGAAGAAAAACCUCCUGAAUCUAUUAGUCCAAGUGACAGUCCUUUAAGUAGUGAUGAAAAAAGUGAUGAGGAUAAUAUUCCUCUGAAGCCUCCUGAACCCUCUGUAACUGAAGAAAGUGUUCAAACUCAGUCAACAAAAAAAUUGAAAAAGGAUAAACAAAAACAGAAAGAGAGGAAAAAGAGGAAAGAAUCUAAGAAAAUUAAAUUAGAUAAAAUAAAAAAAUCUAAAAGUCGAAGCAAGGCUAGUAGUAGUGGUGACAGCAGUGUCAGCAGUUCUUAUGGUACCAGCGAUUCAGAAGUAUCUAGUUCAUCUGACUCAGAAUUUGAAAAGAAAAAAGAAAGAAAGGACAAACAUAAGAAGAAGAAAAUGAAAUUGGAUAAAGUAAAGAAAUCAAAAUCAAAAAAGAAGUAUUCUAGUAGUAGUUCAGAAAAAGCUCUAAGUUCUAGUUCUGAUUCUGAAUUAGAUAAAAAGAAGACAGAGAAGAAUCAUUCCACCAUUGUUAUAUCUUCACAUCAAAAAGAUAAAGGAAAAAUUUUACAACAGAAAGACCAACAGAAAAAAAUAAGCAAAGAUAAAAAAUCAGAUGAAAGUUCAGAUCAUAAAAAGUCAAAAAAAAAAGAGGAAAAGCAUAGCAGUGGUAAAAGCAAACAUCAUUCUACACCUCAAAUAAAACCAGAAGAAAAAAAUAAAAAAGAGGAUAAUCAAGAUGAUGUGAAGAAAAAUAAAGAUACUGUUCGAAAUGAAAGUUCUAUGAAAGAGAGUUCAAUGGAGAAACUUCAACGUAAAAUAGCAGAAAAAGAGGAGGAAAAAGAAAGGAUGAAAAAAGAAAAAUACGAAAAGAAAAAGCGAGAAAAAAUUGAAAAAUUAAAAUGUAAGAUAAAAACCAUCCAUUAACUUUUGUCAAUGACAUUUAUUUAAUUAAAAAGGCAUAUUUAUUUAUGAAAUCAUAGAAAGUAUUUCAAAUAUUUAAUAAUUUGAUAUUUAUAAGCAAAUUGCUAUUAUGUUUCUUAUGUAUUAUUAGACCUAC